GAAGCAGCAGCUGUCACGGUCGGUGACAUAGGUAGCGUCUGAACGGCACGUCCACUAGCUGUAUUACCGGCAGUCCUACGGUGCGUCUAUUUAAAGAGAGGGGCAACAUGGCGGCACGCGGCUUAGUCCGACGAGAGUCCAUAGAGACGGAGAUGCAUACAGCCGAAGACAAAAGUAAAACCUUUGUUUACACAAAGAAAAGGGGGUAUGACGUGACCCGCAACCCCCACCUCAACAAGGGCAUGGCCUUCUCCCUGGAGGAGCGCCAGCAGCUGGGGAUCCAUGGCCUGCUGCCUCCCUGCUUCAUCAACCAGGACAUCCAGCUGCUCCAGGUGCAACGCAACUAUGACAUGAAGAAGGACGACCUGGACAGAUACGUGUUUCUGAUGGGGCUCCAGGAUCGCAACGAGAAACUCUUCUACAGGGUGCUCACGUCUGACAUCGAGAAGUACAUGCCUAUCGUGUACACACCCACUGUGGGCCUGGCCUGCCAGCUCUACGGCCUGACAUUCCGGAGACCUAGGGGCCUGUUCAUCACUAUUCAUGACCGCGGCCACAUCGCCAACGUGCUCCAGAGCUGGCCAGAGAAAGACAUCCGGGCCGUGUGCGUGACGGACGGAGAGAGGAUCCUGGGGCUGGGGGACCUGGGCUGCUACGGCAUGGGUAUCCCGGUGGGGAAGCUGGCUCUCUACACGGCCUGUGGGGGCAUGCCACCCAUGCAGUGCCUGCCGGUCAUGCUGGACGUGGGCACAGACAACGAGGAGCUGCUGAAGGACCCUCUGUACAUCGGGCUGAGACACAAGCGAGUGCGGGGCCAGGCCUACGAUGACCUGCUGGACGAGUUCAUGAAGGCUGUGACCGACAGGUACGGCAUGGACUGCCUCAUUCAGUUUGAAGACUUUGCCAAUGUCAACGCAUUCCGUCUGCUCAACAAGUACCGGGACCAGUAUUGCACGUUCAACGACGACAUUCAAGGCACCGCUGCCGUGGCCGUGGCCGGCCUCCUGGCCGCCCUGCGCAUCACCAAGAGCAAGAUGGGCGAUCACACCAUCGUCUUCCAGGGAGCCGGGGAGGCAGCCAUGGGAAUCGCUGACCUCAUCACCAUGGCGAUGGAAAAGGAAGGACUUGCCAAGGAGCUUUGUCUGAAAAAGAUCUGGAUGGUGGACUCCAAGGGGCUCAUUGUGAAGGGACGAGAUAGCCUGACCCAUGAAAAGCUGAGGUUUGCUCAUGAACAUCCCCAAAUGAGGAGACUGGAGGAGGUGGUGAAGGAGCUAAAACCCACGGCCAUCAUCGGUGUGGCGGCGAUCCCAGGGGCCUUCACAGAGCAGAUCAUCAUGGACAUGGCUUCCUUCAACCAACGGCCCAUCAUCUUCGCCCUCAGUAACCCCACCAGUAAAGCGGAGUGCACGGCUGAGCAGUGUUACACCCUCACAGAGGGUCGGGGCAUCUUCGCCAGUGGCAGUCCGUUUGACCCCGUGACCCUGGAGGACGGCAGGAAGUUCUUCCCCGGCCAGGGAAACAACGCCUACGUGUUCCCAGGGGUGGGGCUGGGCGUCACCGCUUGUCUCCUCCGCCACAUCCCCGACGAAGUGUUCCUCAUCACCGCAGAGACCAUCGCUGAGCUGGUGACUGAGAAGGACCUGGCCGAAGGAAGACUCUACCCUCCGCUCAGCUCCAUCAGGGAUGUCUCCCUCAAACUGGCUGUUAAGAUCUUGGAGCAGGGGUAUGCCAACGGCACGGCGACGCUGCGCCCCGAGCCGGCCGACAAGGAGGCGUUCGUCCGCUCGUUGGUCUACGGCACCGAAUACCACGAGUUCUCGGUGGACACCUACCGCUGGCCCGAGCCCGCCAUGGCCUUCCAGAGCUGCAAGCUGUGAACCUGACCCCCAGAUUCACAGCGGAGUGGGGGAGACGAGAGGGAGGGAGGGGGGGACGCAGAGAAGAGAAGAGAAGAGUGAGGGUGGGAGUGGAAGAGGAGGCAGAUGACUGUGUCAUUUAAUACAACUGUGCAAUAUGAUCGCCAUGCUGGAGUUUUCUUGUCUAGCUUUGUGUUUUUGAGGAUCAUUUUAGUGGCCGCUUAUAUAAUGUUGUUGGGAGGAUUAUAGGGGUGAUGAUACAUUUGGUAUGGUUAUAAAAGGUAAAAAAAAAAAAAUCCAUGAUUACCAGCAGUGAUUCGUUUAAUGCUUUUUCAUUUUGCCACGCUGUAACGUUAUUCUCUGCGGCCCCAGUACACAGGUAUGCUGGAAUGGUAUCAUUGAAUCGAAUGGUGAAACUUGGGCAAUAUAUAUCCAAAAGACAGCUUCUCUCGGGGGCUGUGAUGUACUUGAAAUGCAUGAUAUUGCAUAUUAUUUCUGAAAUUGCAUCGGUAGAAUCUUAAUAUUGACAGGGCACAUUCAUUCAUAAUGUCAAGAAACCUUUUUUGAACUGCCAACUAUAAAAUCUUUUAAUAUAGUGAAAUAAACAUUAAAAAAUAUUUUUCUGCUUCAUCACCUUGUGGUUUUUCAUCUGUCCCACAUGAAAGCUAGCGUGGAAAGGCUUGUUCUUUAACUAAAGUUUAUUUGUGUGUAAUUGGUUUUCUUUGUCCCAUACUUUUGGUUGGGUUCCUUUAAUCGGCUGGUUAGCUAGCUAGUUUGUGUUUCCUAUCACUUUGAUGAUGCUAUAAGACCUAACCAGCACAUCGUCAGUCAUUGACUACAGCACGAGAUAAUGAGUUUGGUGCAAUGACAUUAAAAUCAUAUUUCGUUGCAAAAUCGUUCUACAUCUAUGGCAAAAAUGUGCACACUUGAAGAUUCUUCAAUCCACAAGUCCCUUCAAUCAGUUCAUAUUGAUUAUAAGUCCAUACCCGGUCGUCUCCCCUCUUACCUGUGUGUGUUUACCUCAAGGUCAGGGAAGGGUUUGGGGACAAACUCAAAUGCUCUUUAAUUGCUUCCUUAUUUCCACCUUUCUAUAUGUUUAGGCAUAGUACUUUGUGGGCUGCUUAAUGUUUGCUUUGAAUCAUGGUAUUGCUUCUAUCGUGGCCAAGGCUCCACUGAGAUUAGGUUUAUUAAUAAAAGAUGGGGACAGAAAUUUGAGUCUAAAAUUAUUUUUGAAUUGAAC
Gadus chalcogrammus (walleye pollock) is the source of this 3096-nucleotide messenger RNA. RefSeq names its product malic enzyme 1, NADP(+)-dependent, cytosolic (gene me1). NCBI's taxonomy places the organism in Eukaryota, Metazoa, Chordata, Actinopteri, Gadiformes, Gadidae. The record is from RefSeq and is a predicted model, not a curated record. Gene Ontology annotation, cellular component: mitochondrion. Gene Ontology annotation, molecular function: malate dehydrogenase (decarboxylating) (NAD+) activity; malate dehydrogenase (decarboxylating) (NADP+) activity; NAD binding. The transcript has 14 exons. Gene Ontology annotation, biological process: malate metabolic process; pyruvate metabolic process. The coding region runs from base 108 to 1877 and encodes 589 amino acids.